Messenger RNA from Lycium barbarum (goji berry), 2257 nucleotides. RefSeq lists its product as uncharacterized. Gene Ontology annotation, cellular component: Golgi apparatus. The record is from RefSeq and is a predicted model, not a curated record. The coding region runs from base 513 to 2147 and encodes 544 amino acids. Lineage: Eukaryota; Viridiplantae; Streptophyta; Magnoliopsida; Solanales; Solanaceae. The transcript has a single exon.
AUUUCCUAUACUCUUCCUCCGAUGAUGACCACGGAAGGCUCACUAGACUCUUUUUCGGAACCUAAACAGCCGCAAAGCACAGUGUGAUUAGUGUAAAAUCAAAACUCUAGUUCUUGUAGCCAAUAAAGAUACAGAACCUAUUCACAUCAAAUCUGCUGAGGUUUGUCCUAAUUUCCUAGUACUAUUUUUGCUGAAACUCCAUUAAUCAAUCCUUUUUAGCUUUCUUUAUAAAACUUCAUCAAGAUCCAAUCUUUUCUUCAAAUCCUGUCCUUGUUCCCUCAGAUAAUAUCAAUAUACAAUUUUUCCUAGCUACCCUUUGUUCCUUUCGAUUUCAUCUAUGUUCUUCUCUGCAGCCAGACAUUCUUUUUGGUUACUCAUCAACUUCAAGAUUCAAUUUUUAUUUGUUACUUAAGGGUAAAUCUCAGAUCAGAGGUGCGUGAACCCUAAUAUUAGUUCUCUCCUAUUUUUUCACUUUCACUUCCAAAUUUAGCUUCUUGUUAUUAAUUGUAUACAUGAAGGAAUUGAAUUCAACAACAGACCCAAUUGGGCAAAACUUAAUAAAGAGUAUAAGCAAUGUGUGCUUCUCAGUUUUUGUUUUCUCAGUGCUUAUAUUUACUAUAGUUGCUAUCACAUAUCAACCUCCUGAUCCAUGGGAAUCAUCUAGAGCCCUAACUAUGGUCUUCACUCAAGUUGAAAAUGCCACUUUCAAAGGUGACAAUUCUGUCCUCAAAACCGGUGAGGAUGUUGAUAAUGCUCCACCUGUAGGGGCUUUUUCUUUAGUGCCAAUAACUGAAGCUUCUAUUGAGAAAUCUGAAGAGAAGCUGCCAGCUGAGAUUCUAAAAUCAGGAUGUGAUGAGAAUUUAGUUGUUAAUUGUUCAGAUCCAAGGGUGUUGAUCACCAUUGAGAGAUUCAAUUUGAGGGCUUUCAAGUCCAUUGCCUUUUUGGAUUAUCAAACUCCCGUGAAUGGGUCAAAACGCGAUGAGUGUGAUGUGGCAUGGAGGUUUAGAAACAAGAAAGAGAAAUCUUGGAGGAAGUACAGGGAUUUCAGGAGGUUUAGGAUUGGGUUUACUGAUGAUUGUAGUUACAAAGUAGUUCAUGCAGGUCGUUGGCAUUCAGGGGUAAAUGCACGGCGUCCAAGAAUCCGAGUUAACAGAAUUGCUCCACCCGUUCGAGACGAGGAUAUCAAUGAUACACUUCCAGUCAUCGGAUCAGAUUCAGCUUUUAGAGACGGGAGAUACUUAUACUAUUCUCGUGGUGGUGAUUACUGUAAAGGAAUGAACCAAUAUCUAUGGAGUUUUUUAUGUGCUUUGGGUGAGGCUCAGUACUUGAAUCGGACGUUUGUGAUGGACUUGAGUGUGUGUUUGGCAUCCUCAUACACUCAGAGUCAUACGGAUGAGGAAGGGAAGGACUUUAGAUUCUAUUUUGAUUUUGAGCAUUUGAAAGAGGUUGCAUCCAUUGUCGAGGAAGAAGACUUCAUUAAAGAUUGGAAGAGAUGGGAUAAAACUCAUAAGAAGAGAAUCUCUGUAAGAAAAGUUGCAAACUAUAAAGUGUCACCCAUGCAACUAAGGAAGGACAAGAGCACAAUUAUAUGGAGGCAGUUUGAUGGCCCUGAGCCAGAGAACUAUUGGUAUCGUGUUUGUGAAGGGCCUGCUGGUAAAUACAUCCAGAGGCCAUGGCACUCUUUAUGGAAAUCAAAGAGAUUGAUGAAUAUAGUUACUGAGAUUAGUGGAAGUAUGGACUGGGAUUAUGACGCUGUUCAUGUUGUUCGUGGAGAGAAAGCUCAGAAUAAGGAGUUAUGGCCCAAUCUGGAUGCUGAUACAUCUCCAGAUUCCCUUGCCACAAAGCUUCAAGGAAUGAUAACACCUUGGAGGAUCUUGUAUGUUGCCACAAAUGAACCCUUCUAUAAUUAUUUUGAUAAACUUAGAUCUCACUACAAGGUACAUUUGCUUGACGAUUACAAGUAUUUAUGGAGUAAUACAAGUGAGUGGUACAAUGAAACAACACAACUGAAUAGCGGACGCCCUGUUGAAUUCGACGGAUAUAUGAGGGUUGAAGUGGACACCGAGGUCCUCUAUAGAGCAAAGACUCAGGUGGAGACAUUUUAUAACUUGACAAAGGACUGUAAGGAUGGGAUUAACACGUGUUAAACAACUUAAGAUAUUUACUGCGGUUUAUACGUUGAUUCAAACAUCUUUUUGCCUGUCUUUUUACAAUUUAUUCAGUUCUGAAGAAGUGCAUCCUCCUUUUGUCUCCGAAA